AUGAAGAGUUUAAAAAUAGAAAGUGCAUUUCUGUAUGUUAAGCUUGCUUCAUUACUAAGAAAAACAAAGGCGUCCUUUAUAACAGGCGCAGGUAUAUCCACCUCAGCAGGCAUUCCUGAUUUUAGGUCUGAGAAUGGUUUGUUUAAAGAAAUUAAGAAGAAGUAUGGGUAUUCUGGCGAGGAUAUUUUUACUUAUUCUAUAGUGCACAGCAAUCCUGAGCUAAUGAAUAUAUAUCUAGAAUUAAUUUCACAGCUUAAGCAGUCUUUAGAGCAGAUUGAUCCCACGCCAACACAUAAAAUGCUUGAAUAUGUUCAGAGGAAGUACAAAUCAACAAUAUAUACGCAGAACAUUGAUGGGUUAGAGAGAAAAGCAGGAAUUAUUCAGAAUGUACACUAUUUACACGGGAGUUUAGACAAGUUACUAUGUACGUACUGCCAGCAUAAGACAGACUAUACUCUUGUGUAUGAUUUAGUUAAGAAAGAAGAGUGUUUUAUGUGUAUAGAAAGAAACACCAAGAGAAAAUCAGAGGGAAAGAGGAAGUGUCCUAUAGGCAUUCUUAUGCCAGAUAUUGUACUGUAUGGAGGACCGCACGAUACAUCAAAAACAGCCGCUUCUGUUAUUCAAGAAAAAAAUACGUCGCUACUUAUUGUUAUGGGCACUAGUUUAAAGGUUUACGGGGUGAAGAAUCUUUUAAAGACGCUUAGUAAGACUGUAAAGGGAAAUGAAGGAAUUAGAGUAUACGUAGGAAUUGAACCGCCAGCAAAACCCAUGCAGGUUUAUUUUGACUACUGGAUAGAAGGGAAGUGUGAUACAUUUUCAGAGUUAUUAAUGGAUGCAAUUAAUGGACCACUACUUCUUAAGCAGAUUCAAAAGGCAAGUGGCAUGAAUGGGAUUAUUGAUUCUUUAAAAAGACUUUCCAUUGAUCCAUUUAAUGAUCCCAAGAUAGCGCUUAGAGCCAUAAGCACGUCUAAAGAUGUAAAGAGUUAAUGAUUUAUCUGAUGAAUAGUCUUAUUAUGUAUAUUUUCUCAGUAAAACUCCCGUGUAUUUUGGCUUAUAGUAUAAAUGUGAUAAUUUGUAUUUCACUUUCGGGCUAUAAUAUAAUGAAUUCUGCU
Molecule: messenger RNA, 1112 nt
Organism: Nematocida parisii ERTm1
Lineage: Eukaryota; Fungi; Microsporidia
Exons: 1
Coding region: 1-987 (328 amino acids)
Molecular function (GO): NAD+ binding
Source: RefSeq, a predicted model, not a curated record